Sardina pilchardus (European sardine) is the source of this 2782-nucleotide messenger RNA. RefSeq names its product actin, cytoplasmic 1-like. The transcript is spliced from 8 exons. Lineage: Eukaryota; Metazoa; Chordata; Actinopteri; Clupeiformes; Clupeidae. The coding region runs from base 305 to 1654 and encodes 449 amino acids. The record is from RefSeq and is a predicted model, not a curated record.
UUUAGAAGGAUAUGCAGUAAGGCACUACGUCCAUAGAUGGCAGCAAUGCCACUUUUUGGAUGCCGGCCGGCCGGCCACCCCUUCAGAAGAAGAAGAGGAAGUAAACAACAAAAUCUAAAAUGCAUCAAAAACUUGUGUGAUGUCGUAGGCUUAAAGCGUUAUCCCUACGCAAAACGCGCUUCCGCAAUGGGACAGCAGAAGGGAAGACAGAGCCUCAGGAAGUGCAGUAGAUUUGGAUGUGGUCGCAGCUCAUCUGAUCUCAAUGGAUUUGUGAAUGCAGGUGAACUGACUGACCGUGUGUCACAUGGCGACGGUGCACCUGAAUGUGACAGUUGGGGAGGACAAAGUCAGAACUGUUGUCAUUGACAACGGCUCUGGAAUGUGCAAAGCUGGCUUUGCUGGAGAGGACGCUCCCCAUGCCGUGUUCCCUUCCAUCGUCGGCAGACCCAGGGAUCAGGGUGUGAUGGUGGGUAUUGGACAGAAGGACUCGUACGUGGGAGACGAGGCUCAGAGCAAGAGGGAUAUCCUCACACUGAAGUACCCCAUUGAGCACGGUAUUGUCACCGACUGGGACGACAUGGAGAAGAUCUGGCAUCACACCUUCUACAACCAGCUGCGUGUUGCCCCCGAGGAGCACCCCGUCCUGCUCACAGAGGCCCCCCUGAACCCCAUGGCCAACAGGGAGACGAUGGCACAGGUGAUGUUUGAGAGCUUCAACACUCCCGCCAUGUACAUAGCCAUCUCCCCUGUGCUGGCCUUCUACGCCUCUGGUCGUAACACGGGUAUCAUCGUGGACUCUGGCGAUGGGGUCACCCACACAAUGCCCAUCUACGAGGGCUACAGCCCCCCUCACGCCACCCUGCGUCUGGACUUGGCUGGCCGCGACCUGACCGACUACCUGAUGAAGAUCCUGACGGAGCGCGGCUACAGCUUCACCACCACGGCCGAGAGGGACGUCGUGCGCGACAUCAAGGAGAAGAUGUGCUACGUGGCGCUGGACUUCGAGCAGGAGAUGGGCACCGCCGCAUCCUCCUCUUCUCUGGAGAAGAGCUACGAGCUGCCCGACGGACAGGUCAUCACCAUCGGCAACGAGAGGUUCCGCUGCCCCGAGGUGCUCUUCCAGCCCUCCAUCUUGGGUAUGAAGUCUGGUGGCAUCCAUGAGACCACGUUCAGCUCCAUCAUGAAGUGCGACGUGGAUGUGCGUAAGCACGUGUACCCCAAUAUUGUGCUGUCCGGCGGCACCACCAUGUACCCAGACGUGUACCCCAAUAUUGUGCUGUCCGGCGGCACCACCAUGUACCCAGACGUGUACCCCAAUAUUGUGCUGUCCGGCGGCACCACCAUGUACCCAGACGUGUACCCCAAUAUUGUGCUGUCCGGCGGCACCACCAUGUACCCAGACGUGUACCCCAAUAUUGUGCUGUCCGGCGGCACCACCAUGUACCCAGGCUUUGCUGACCGCAUGCAGAAAGAGAUCACAUCACUGGCACCCUCCACCAUGUGGAUCAAGAUCGUCGCAUACCCUGAGCGGAAGGACUCUGUGUGGAUCGGCGGCUCCAUCCUGGCCUCCCUCUCCACCUUCCAGCAGAUGCUGGUCAGCAAGCAGGAGUACGACGAGUCCGGCCCCUCCAUCGUGCACCGCAAAUGCUUCUGACCCCAUGGCCUAACCACUCCCCCUGGUGGACAAGCAGGAGUACGACGAGUCCGGCCCCUCCAUCAUGGACCGCAAAUGCUUCUGAACCCAUGGCCUAUCCACUCCCCCUGCUGGACAAGCAGGAGUACUACGAGUCCGGCCCCUCCAUUGUGGACCGCAGAUGCUUCUGACCCCAUGGCCUCUUACUCCCCCUAAUGGACAAGCAGGAGUACGACGAGUCCGGCCCCUCCAUCGUGCACAGUAAAUGCUUCUGACCCCAUGGCCUCUUACUCCCCCUGGUGGACAAGCAGGAGUACUACGAGUCCGGCCCCUCCAUCGUGUGUGUGUGUGUGUGUGUGUGUGUGUGUGUGUGUGUGUGUGUGUGUCUGUGUGUCUGUGUGUGUGUGUGUGUGUGUGUGUGUGUGUGUGUGUGUGGUAAGCAUAAAGGAUCCGUGCAGACCAGCAGAGGCACUGGAAUAUCUUCCUGCAACAUUCCUGUCCAUUUCUUUGCCAAAUUGAAUCGUUGAAAUUGUUUAUUUUCUGAAGUAAUGUAAAGAGUGUUUAAACUUUCAGUAUCUGUUUCCUGUAUGUCAAAGAUGAAAAUAAAACAGCAUUGACAAAAAGCAUAUUGAGAUUGUUGUGAUUGUUGAGAUUGUUUUUAUCAAUUUCCCUCCAUAAGUGUUGUUGUUGUUUUUUUUAAGUAUAUUUUUGGGCUUUUUUUAUGCCUUUAAUGAUAGAGACAGUAGAGAAUCCACUAAUCUGCUUGUUUGCUCUCUCCCAGUGGACUAUAAACAUCAUUCAUAACAAUAGUGUUGUUUUUUAUCAUGGGAUUUGUCUUCCUAACUAUAAACAUCAUUCAUAACAAUAGUGUUGUUUUUGAUCAUGUGAUUUGUCUUCCUAACUAUAAACAUUCAUAACAAUAGUGUUGUUUUGAUCAUGGGAUUUGUCUUCCUAACUAUAAACAUUCAUAACAAUAGUGUUGUUUUUGAUUUGUCUUUCUAACUAUAAACAUCAUUCAUAACAAUAGUGUUGUUUUCGAUCAUGUGAUUUGUCUUCCUAACUAUAAACAUUCAUAACAAUAGUGUUGUUUUGAUCAUGGGAUUUGUCUUCCUAACUAUAAACAUUCAUAACAAUAGUGUUGUUUUUUAU